AUGAAUCAGUUCAAUAUGUACAAAUACAAUGAAUUACAACAACAACUAAAUAAUGGUGCCGCAGGUUUAAAUGAAACAACAAUACGUGCGGGAUAUCAAAUUAUUGAAGAUUGGUGUUGGACGUAUUCACGCACUGAACUAUUUAAUAGAUGGAAGCAACCACAUCAGAAGCCAGAUCAAACCGACUACAAGUUAACCAUACUACACUAUAACAUCAGGAAUUUUUACACCAACCAAUGCGAUCUAUUAGAAAUGAUCGAAAAAUAUAAACCUGCUGUAAUUUCUUUAAAUGAAUUGAGCAAACAAAUUCCAACUGAAGCAAUAGCAAAAAUUUUGUUCUCCUAUGAAGUUUUUAAAGCCGAAGGCACCAACACUCAUGGUGGCGCAGUUAUAGCCAUUGAUAAACAAUUAAAACCUAUAUCUGUCGACUGUCAACAACAGCCAAAUAUAAUCGCUGCCGCGAUAUUAGUAAACAACAAAUCGUACAAUAUUAUAUCCACAUACUCUUCACCAACUGAAAAACUACCACUUCCUAUACUUUCGAAUGUAUUACAAAAUUCUCAGGCAAACAUCGUACUUGGCGAUUUUAACGCAAAGAACACCACAUGGGGUUGUACGCAAACAAAUCAAAAAGGUCGAGAACUUGAAUCUUGGUUAAAAUUAAACAAACUAAACAUUCACAAUCCGGCAAUGAUAACAUCUUUACGUUCAAAAACAACUAUUGAUUUAGUUAUUUCAACCGUUCAAGAAGCUUCUGUACAAUGUAAUCAGCUCCCAUACAACGGAAGCGAUCAUUUUCCAAUUCUAGCUGAAUUUAAUGAUAUAAUCCUCAAACACCAACAACAAUAUAUUCAAAAAAUUAAUUGGAAUCUAUACACCAUCAUGCUUUCUAUUUUAUCUUCAGAAAUCGAAUAUAUUGCACAUGAAUCAAACAUGCAACCCCACGAAUGGUUUCAAAUGUUUCAAGACUUUCUUAGCGCCUUAAGAAUUCGAUCACCAACAUGGCACCCUGCAAAAAAACGUCGGCCUUCGCUUACAGAAACCAUCAGAAUGAUGAUUACGCACAAACAUUAUUUACAAAAUCGAUACCGACACACAAGAAAUGAAGAAGGCAGACUAAGCCUUCGCUUGUGGCAUAAAGUAUAA
Molecule: messenger RNA, 1146 nt
Organism: Rotaria socialis
Lineage: Eukaryota; Metazoa; Rotifera; Eurotatoria; Philodinida; Philodinidae
Source: the annotation of a GenBank genome assembly